AUGUCACCUCAUAAGAAACGACCCAGUGCCUUGGCUCCUGAUUCUGCAGCGAAGAGGCGAAAAAGAGAUGAAGAACCGGUCACAAAGGGUGUAUUUGAAGCACAUCUCGAACAGUUAUCCCAGACAUCUGAAGCAGACAGCAUUUCGUCAACGGGAAGGAGUGAACUGGAAGAUGGUCUGGGCACUGUUACGUCUAUCGCUUUCCAGGUAUUCGAUAUCGAGACAUAUCACGAGCCGGGCUCAGCUACAAGGUUCGAUAGGACAAACGUGAAACUCUACGGUGUUACUCACAAAGGGAACUCGUCACUGAUUAUUUUCCCCAUUUCUAUUUUCAAUUUCCAAGUUCAGGCCCCUGAGCGUUUCGCUGCUGAACACUUGGAUGUUGCUCAGAGGAAUCUGAAUAAUGCAAUAGCAACUUCGAUGCGACGAGCUAACUCAAAUCUUCAGUUAUCUUCUGUUAUUGUUGACAACUUAGUACACCUGAGUAUCGUCAAUGGUGAAAACAUAUACUAUUACCGAGGUUCCGAGAAAAAGUAUCCUUUCAUCAAAGUUUCUGGCACUAUUCUUGCUUUGAACAAGGCAAAGCAAGAGUUGAAAACUGGUGGCAUAUCGUUCGGUUCAGGUCCUGUCGAGGUAGGCACGCUGUUUGAGGCAAACAUAGAUGCUGAAGUAAAAUUUAUGGCUCACAGUGGUAUUGUGGGCUGUGGAUGGGUAGAAAUUCCUGUUGGCAAAGGGAAAAUCGUGAACAAAAAAGUUCAAAGCUCCAGAUGCCAACUAGAAGUGGAAGUGAAACUUCAAGAUUUGGUAGUUCAUGAUCCGGAAGGUGAAUGGGGCAGUGUUGCUCCCAUACGCACUAUGUCGUUCGAUAUAGAAUGUAUGGGACGUCGUGGAAUAUUUCCCAAUGCGAGUGAAGACCCAGUCAUUCAAAUCGCUAACAUGGUGAAGGUGAGCUGUCGUUCCUUUAUAAUUUAUCUUCUAUCCCGUGGUUGGGGAGUCGGAGCCGUUUAUUCGCACUGCUUUGUAUUGGGCACUUGUGAUCCAGUUAUAGUUCGUGAUAUUAUUAAGCCCAAUCCGAACGAAGCGGAGUUAUUGGAAAAGUUAGUUUUGGCGUAA
This is a messenger RNA of Cooperia oncophora, 1113 nucleotides long. The record is from the annotation of a GenBank genome assembly. NCBI's taxonomy places the organism in Eukaryota, Metazoa, Nematoda, Chromadorea, Rhabditida, Trichostrongylidae.